AUGGCUGACUCCGCGUAUAGUCCUGAGCUGCAGCGUCUAAUUGACACCCUCAACGUCAUUGCACCCGAGAUUGCAACUGAAGUUGUCGCUGCCCUAGAUCAACAAUUCGGUGGAAUCAUGUUUGAGCUUCCCGCGCAUGUACUCCAAUACCCCAUGGAUGAUGAGAACCACCAACCCACCACUUUUAUUGAAUGGGUUACUAAUAAUUUUGAUAUGGUUGACCAGCAGGUUGCUGCAGAGAUUGGUCACCCUAUCCAUACUCGUUCGGGCCCUAACGAUCCUAUUGAGUGGCGCCCUGUUGUCUGGGGCCUACCCACUGGCAAUGGCCAUGAUGCCCCGGAUCCUAUUUGUGAGCAUUGCCUCGACCUUCUUCCUCGACAGCCUGCCGAUGCUGAUAUCAUUGCCGAGCAUCCGACUUGUUCUAUCUGCACCGAGAAUGUUGAGCUGAACUCCUCUACUCUCACUCUUCCUUGUGAGCAUAUCUAUCAUGAGAACUGUAUCACUAUUUGGCUUCGCCUAUCCUCUACUUGCCCCCUUUGCCGCCGGGUUAUUCGAAACCUUUAG
Messenger RNA from Penicillium malachiteum, 564 nucleotides. RefSeq names its product RING-H2 finger protein. Bases 1 to 564 code for a protein of 187 amino acids. The transcript has a single exon. NCBI's taxonomy places the organism in Eukaryota, Fungi, Ascomycota, Eurotiomycetes, Eurotiales, Aspergillaceae. The record is from RefSeq and is a predicted model, not a curated record.